UCAUAGAAAAUACUGAAUGACAAGACCACCCCUUAUCCUAGCAGACGAUGGUGGUAGUGGUGGUGGUGAAUAGCACCAGCAAUAAAGCACACUCGUAGUGAUGAAGUGGUGCAGCCCGUCAGGUGAAGUGCCAGACACUUCCUCCCCUUCACUUUUCAGGAGCAGCAACAUUAUAACAUUCGUUUAUGCCUAGGGCGGACCCCGGGGAGGGGGAGGGAGGGAGUGUUGCCCUCAGUAAACACCGAGGCCACGGAGGGGCGAGGCGCACGGGCCUCUUCCGUGUUUUGUGCUCCUUACCUUUAUUAUUUGUACACAUAGCGGCUCUGCAAUGACCAAAUGGGCGGGAAGGAAAGCAAGCCGAUUUCCCUCUCCUAUGAGGAGGCGAUGAAAAGAGUUAGUGAUGGGGAAUUCACCAGAUUAAAAGAUGCAUACAAGAGGACAGCAACACUCAAUGGAGCCAUCACCAAACAGGCCUUCAUCAGGGAGGUCCUGGGUGAUGGUGUACCACUACAGUUGGCCGAGCUAAUAUUUUUGGCCUGUGGAGGGACAGCAAAGGGAAUACCAUUUAAAGACCUGUUAUGCAGUUUGGUGCUUCUAACUCGUGGCAACAAGGAAGAGAAAAUAAAAUUUAUAUUUGGACUCUAUGCCAAUGAAUCUGGUACACACAUUGUCCGGAGUGACAUGCUCCGCCAGCUUCAGGCAACUGAGGGUGGCUAUACACCUGAAAUUCUCCAUAAGUGCUUUGGUCAAUCUGAACGAAUAUCGUACGAGGAGUUCAAGGAAUGGCUGUUCUCCCACCCUGAUGCCACCACUGUCACCCGUUGGCUGCUGGCUGAGCCAUGCCAUGUCUCCCUUUCCAAUGACCUGGAGACUCCUACCUUCUACCAAACUUUAGCUGGAGUUACACAUUUGGAAGAGAAGGACAUCUUGGAAUUGGAGAAAAGGUAUUGGAUCUUGAAGGGUUCAUCCCCUUCUGGAAAAUUAGAUCCAGAUACCCUUGUUCCCAUGAUCUCUCCACCACUUCCUCCAAUGUUGGCAAAAGGUGUUUUCAAUGCCUUUGAUGAAAACAGAGAUAAUCACAUUGACUUCAAGGAAAUGGCAUGUGGGAUAUCAGCUGCCUGUCGAGGUCCCCAGACUGAGAGGCAAAAGUUCUGCUUCAAAAUUUUUGACCGUGACAGAGAUGGUCGGCUGUCCCAUGAUGAACUGACGGCCAUGAUUCAGGCUCUCCUGCUACUACGAGAUGAAGAGCAGGAGAAAGGAAGUGCAGAUGAUGUGUGUGUAGGUGUGUCCCCUGAACAUGUGCAAAAGCAGGUGAAGGACUUGCUGAGUCACCAUGACCCAACAAAUUCAGGAUCCAUUACUCAGGAGGAAUACUUAAUGUGGACACUUCACAAUCCUCUCUCAACUGCCUUGCUUGAUAUAAUCUUCCAGGUUUGCCACAUUGUGCUAGGGCUGAAGCCAAGCAGUCGAGCUGAGGAAGGAGAAAUAGUGCUGGGAUGGCUGCGGAGAGCUGAGGCCAAGUCCCUCACCAUAGGCCAGUUUUGGUAUAUCAUCAACAUGGAAUGGUGGGGUCUGUGGCAUGACUAUGUCAGUCAUCAGUCACCAGGUUCUGAGAGCAGUUCCUUGAGCCCAUCAUCACACAGCAGUUCACCUGCCAACUCACAGUGUGGCUCAUUGAAACGUACAAAAUUACAGAAAAAGUCUGCUAAUUCAGAGGGAACUGUUGCUUCUGAUGUUAACAGCACUGUAUUUGUAACCAGUAUAGCCAGCCUAGGUGGUGCUGACUCAUUGUCACUGUCAAGCUUAGAGAAUGAUGCACCUGGACGAUGUGAUCAGUCUGGACCUCGACAGAUGACACACCCCCGGCAUGGCCCUGUCUCCUCUAGUCCUCGUAAAAAUUUCAGUUCAAGCAGUUUGUCUGUAUUUAAUUAUGAGGCAAACAGGUGUAGCAGCGCAUCUAGCCCUAGUCACUCUCCUCGCCUCACUCGCCGUGUAGCUACUAGUCCUGGAGCCCUGCAGGUGCCCUCUAGGCCUCCUGCUAUUGAUAACUCACCAUUGGUUGAGAUAAACACAGCUAAGGUCACACUCCUUACUGGUGAAGGUGGAAGGCUAAAACGGAAUGUCCCUCUUGUACAAGGCCGGGACUUUGUAUUGGUUCCUGACUCCUUGUGGAAGGCCCUUCAACAGUGGUAUGGAGGAGCACCUGCCCUUCCUCGACAGGUCAUUCAUGGUCGAUGCAGUGGUGAGGUGGAGCUGGAGCUAUACCCCUUGACGCUGCGACUCUUUCGUCAUGUGCAGCAACAGACCAGGUCUCCCAACAACUCAUGGGUUGGUGUUGUUGGAGGGUAUGGAGCUGCUGCCUUAAAUUCAGCACCUUAUUAUGUAACAUCCCUUCCAAACUCAUCAACAUCCUCUCCAAAGAGAUACCUAGCCUACCUUGCUGCAUUUAGUCGACUGGCAACCUUGCGGCAGGUGUAUGAUUACCUGGCUACCAAAUUACGUUUAAGAGUUGAAGAUAUGAGACUGUGGUAUGUGCGAGAUGAGCCUGCUGGCAUGAUCUUACUGGAAGAGGAUGAUGCCACACUGGAGGAGGUAGGUGUGGCAGACCUUGCCCAGGUGCUGAUUGAGGUGCGGAACAAGGACCUCACUUGGCCUGAGGAGAUGAGCCAGAUCACCUCCACCAGGGUAAUGCACACCCAGUCCAGCCAAGGUAUAAAAGAGAAAGGCGUCACUGGAUUAAAUAACCUUGGGAACACUUGCUUUCUCAAUGCUGCCCUUCAGUGCUGCUCAAACACCUGUCCCCUCACAACAUACUUCAUCAAGAACAUGCACCUUUAUGAGCUUAACCCAGAUAAUCCAUGUGGAAUGAAAGGCCACAUGGCAAGGCAGUAUGGAAACCUGAUGCAAGAGCUGUGGGCAGGAGGAGCAAGAACUGUGGCUCCUCUAAAACUCAGGUGGACGAUAGGAAAGUACAGUGGCAACUUCACAGGGUUUCAGCAGCAUGAUUCCCAGGAGUUGCUAGCGUUUCUUCUUGAUGGCCUCCACGAAGACCUUAACAGGGUUCACAAUAAACCAUAUAUUGAACUCAAGGACUCAGAGGGACGACCUGACACUCUUGUGGCUCAGGAGGCAUGGGAAAAUCAUAUCCUCCGCAACAAGUCUAUAAUAGUUGAUCUCUUUCAUGGACAACUCAAAAGUAAGGUCACCUGUAGAGUGUGUGGCAACGAGAGUGCAAGAUUUGAUCCAUUCACCUACUUAACUUUGCAGCUGCCAAUGGAAAGCUUUGUUCAUUUUGAAGUUAUUGUGGUGCGUCUGGAUGGUAGUGUUCCUAUCAAGUAUGGGCUGCGUCUCAACAGUGACAGUCGGUAUUACGAUGUAAAGCAGCACCUCCAUGUCCUAACCAGUAUCCCCCCACACCAAAUAAUGCUCAGCGAUGUAUCCAAUGCUCAGAUUAAGUAUAUUCCUAUGGAUGAAGGACGAGUGAGGGCUCUCUCUGGAAAUGUGUUGUUUGCCUAUGAGUUGCCUUCACCAACUUCAAGUCACUCAAGUGAACUUCGUUCAGCUACCCGCAGUGCCAAAGACCGUCAUGUCUUCACUCACAUCCAGCGGUCAACUCACCACAGUUCCCCUUGUCUUAGAGAAGCUAUCAACAGUCCAACGGCAAGUCAUGGUACAAUAGAGAGUGUGAUAUCCAGUCCAAAUACACUUGAGUAUACUUCCAGUGGGUCCAGCCUGCACUCUAGUCAGCCUUCAUCAAACGCUGAUCAGAACAGCUGUAAGAUUCUUGACCAUAAAGACAGCAACAGCAGCCUGGUGUCCUCUACUUCCUCAGAGCUGGCAGCAUCCUCUCUCUCAUCUUCUAUCCAGCAUGACAAUGACCUCUACAAUGCUCAAAAAGGAUUCAUCAUUGCUUUCCACAGAAAGAUGAUGCGUCAAGAAGUUUACUUCCUUUCAAGCCAAAAGACUAAACCAAGUUUAUUUGGACUUCCUCUUGUUAUACCAUGUAACACAGUCACUACUCAGCAGGAUUUGUAUCAAGCUGUCUGGACGCAGGUGUCAAGGCUUGUUUCACCCCUACCUCCAACUGAGGCUCCAGGACCCAACCAUGCUCAUGACUGUGAUGACAGCCUUGGAUAUGAAUUCCCAUUUGUCCUUCGUGUUGUUGAACGGGAAGGACUCCAGUGUGCUUGGUGUCCUUGGUACAAGUUCUGCCGAGGUUGCCAGUUACCCUGUGAAGACAAGAUGUUCCCUCAGAAUGCUGCUUUUUUGGCAAUUGACUGGGAUCCUACCGCUCUUCAUUUGAGAUACCAGUCUGGUUUGGAACGAGUAUUCCUGGAGCACAGUAGUGUUGAAGAAAUGCGACGCAAACAUGUGGAGCCCAUCGCUCUGUCAGACUGCUUGGAAGCUUUCUGCUCCGAAGAAGUUCUUGACUACUCUUGUGAUAAGUGCCAGAAAGUUCAACAGGCAGCAAAAAAAUUGCAGAUUUGGAGGUUACCACCUGUAUUGAUUGUACACCUCAAGAGAUUCCAGUUUGUGGGCAACAAGUGGAUUAAAAGUCAAAAGAUAGUUAAUUUUCCCUUGAAAGACUUUGACCCAACAGAGUAUUUGGCUUCAGUCCCUCGGCAAACCAUUUACAUGCACCGAGCAGAGCUUGAGGGUGUUGAUCCAGCUGUGUACUUGGCAAAUCUUCCAGACAAAGACAAUGUACUUCUUGACAUUGUACCAGAAAAUAAAAUAAUCGAACACAUCAAGGGUAGUUUUGAUGAUGACUCAAGUGGAAGAAGUGGAAAGCCAUCAUUGAAUGGAUCAGUCAAUGGCAGCAUUUUGAGCAGUGGAACCAGCCUGUGUCCAAGUACGACACAUGAGGGUUCUCUGGGAAGCAGUGAUUUUGGGAGUAAAAGACGCAUCAGAAAUGGGUCUGUGUUAUAUGGGGACACCCUCCAGGAUUUCCAUCAGCACCGGCUUGAAGAGGGAUAUGAUCCACUGGACCUCAAGUACAGCCUUUAUGCUAUUGCUUGUCACACAGGAAUUAUGGAAGGUGGUCACUAUGUGUGUUACGCCAAGAAUCCUCAGGGGAAGUGGAUAUGCUUCAAUGAUAGCAGCUGCAAGGAGGUGAAUGAGUCACAAAUCGAUCUCAAUUCUGCAUAUAUGUUGUUCUACCAGCGUGAAGGACUUUCAGUUGAGAAGUACAUGCCAAAUGUAGAUGGUAAAGUGCCAUUCCCCAAGGAAUUGGAUGAGGAGAGUGAGGCUGAGUAUAAAAAACAAUGCACUGUUAUGUAACAUUGUUAAACUCAUUCCUUGGAUUUAUGUAACUAAGAAUAUAAUAUUUACACAUUCAUACUUGCUAUAAUAUUCUACUUAAUAUGCAUGUAAACACUCACAAAGUGUAGCAUGAGUCUUUGGACAAAUUUUCUUGUACAUGUGAUUUUUUAUUUUUUUAUUUAUGAUUUUUUUUUUUUUUUUUUUAUUUAAUUUUUUUUUUACCUAGAAAUUAUGUGCUGUGUAUAGUGAAAUCCUCAUCUGCUGUCAGGCCUCUAGCACCUUCCUCUUUCUUUCGUAUGGUGACAAGUGAGCCUAGUGGGGGCACUGAUCUAGGCAAACCAUGGAACCAAGGAUUAAGAGGAAAUGCAGUGAAAAAUACCAGUGGGUUUGUUAUAAGUAAUUCAAACUGAUUAUACCAAAGAUUUAAUUCUGAUUAUCUCCUUGCUUUUUACUUUUGAAGUAGUCUUAGCAGGCUUUUUCUUCCAUAUUUUAUUUAUUUUUAAGGAGAUACAGCUCCAUCUUCCAUAAUACAUGGAAGGUAGAUAUAUAAGUAAAAAGACAAAAAGAAAAGUAACUAACCCUCAGUGAAUUAUUCUACCUGUGAACAAGGUUCUUGUACAUUUUAUAUUUACUGUAAACAUUCCUAUAUAUUGUACAGGUGUUUUUGUAAGAAAAAAUUACUACAUAUACACAUUUAUUCAUAUUAGCUAUAUCCUGAGUUCUGAUUGUGUAAUUGCCUAAGCUAAAAGCAAUCAUAACUAAUUGCAUAACAGCAGUGCCUCAGGUUUAGGGAAAGUUACUAGUCAACUGACAUGAAUAGCAGAAUUCUGUCCUGUUUAUUGUGGAGUAGAACAAUGCCUUAGGAAUUUUCUUACAAGUAAUACUUUUCCUGUUUAAGCAGUACAUACCCAUCAUCAAGGUAUAGCGUAAUUGGUUGCAAAGGCUUGUUUAUGACACUAUAUUGAGUCUUCUGCUGCACCACAUUGUACAGUAUAUUAUUAGGAAAUGCUUGAGACACACAGAGACCAGUGUAAGUCAUAGCUUCAGUUAAUCAUUUUUAUAAAUGGUAAUUAUUUGCAUAUAGGAAAUAUCAUAAGAAUGGGUUGCUUCAUAAAUUGUUGGAAGUGCCUGUGGCUCAUGUGGUGAGCACAAUAUUAAACAUUAUUGUAAGGAGGCAUCUUAUUCAUCAAAUAAAAUGGUAUUGAAAAUAUGUAGUGAUCAUGUGAUUAUUUUUGCAGUGAAUUCACUAUAGUACAUUCUCCUCCUGCUUAGAUUUUUAUGCUUCAGUGUUUUUACUGAAAAGAAAAACACACACACACACACAAAAAAAAAAGAUACAACUGUAUUUGAAGCAUUUGGUUGCCUUCACUGGUUUUGCCAUACACAGUAAAAUGGACGAUGAAUUUAUCAGGUAUUGAAUUACAUGAGACCAUUUGUAAAUAAUAUGCAUCAUCAUUAUAGAGUGCACUCAUCAUGGUUAGUAUAACAUUAAAACAAUUCUCUUGAAUGAUAUUUUGAAGUAAUAUAACCUCCAGCUGUGGCUACCUUUGUGUACUGCUUUGUUUUACUUAUUUUCUCUUAGGUCUAUUUUAUCAGGCAAUACAUAUCUUUUUUCCUCAUAUAUUUGUUUAUGAUAUAUAUAUAUAUAUAUAUAUAUAUAUAUAUAUAUAUAUAUAUAUAUAUAUAUAUAUAUAUAUAUAUAUAUAUAUAUAAUUUUUUGUUAUUGUUAUUAUAAUGAUUAUUUUAUAUCAUCAUUAUUGUUGUAGUUGUUUUUGUCACUUGGAAACUUUAAUAUAUAGAAGGAUUUUUGUCACAAAUAAAAAAAAAACAUUAUACAGGAGUGAUAACAGGAAAUAUACUUGAGCAUUGUUGACUACCAAAAAACAUAUUAAGCAAUAUACACGUUUUUGUGAAAGUAGGGACUAAAAGGAAAGUAAAAUGUUAUUGUAUAGUCCUCUGUCUUAUACAAGUGUUUACAACCAUUGAAGGUAUUACUGCAAUAGCUGAAGGCAAGUGAUAAAAGUGAUAAUAGGUACUACUGAUAUGUGGUACUACAUAUGACUCAAAGGAAAUAAAUUAUACCCAUAAGUAUA
Scylla paramamosain (green mud crab) is the source of this 7355-nucleotide messenger RNA. It is a transcript of the gene Usp32, whose product is annotated as ubiquitin carboxyl-terminal hydrolase 32-like. The record is from RefSeq and is a predicted model, not a curated record. Gene Ontology annotation, biological process: protein deubiquitination. NCBI's taxonomy places the organism in Eukaryota, Metazoa, Arthropoda, Malacostraca, Decapoda, Portunidae. Gene Ontology annotation, molecular function: cysteine-type deubiquitinase activity; calcium ion binding. The transcript has 34 exons. Bases 337 to 5280 code for a protein of 1647 amino acids. Gene Ontology annotation, cellular component: Golgi apparatus.